Molecule: messenger RNA, 2019 nt
Organism: Besnoitia besnoiti
Lineage: Eukaryota; Apicomplexa; Conoidasida; Eucoccidiorida; Sarcocystidae
Product: asparaginyl-tRNA synthetase (NOB+tRNA synthase)
Exons: 3
Coding region: 1-2019 (672 amino acids)
Biological process (GO): asparaginyl-tRNA aminoacylation
Cellular component (GO): mitochondrion
Molecular function (GO): ATP binding; asparagine-tRNA ligase activity; nucleic acid binding
Source: RefSeq, a predicted model, not a curated record
AUGUCUCACGUGCCGCUAAAGGAGUUUCGUGUGUUUUCUACCGGGUCUCAGGCCUUUCCGACGACGCGUCAUCGCGUGCUUCUGCCUUUUCUGGUCAUCUUGGCGUCUUCUUCGCUGCGCGGCUCGUCUCCCGCAGCGGCGGCCUCUGCAGUGCGUGCGUCGCGUGCCUUUGCCUUUCCGCCUCGCGUGCCUUUUUAUUGCUCUCGCUUCGCCAGCUUCUUGCUCGCUGCGCCUCAGCUGCCGGCUCCUGGUGCGUCCGUCUGUGCCCUCACAAGCCGCCCCGUCUCCGUCCGUUCCCGUUUUUUCUCCGGCGUGCGUCGCCCUCCUGCUGCACAGGACCUCUCCUUUUCUUCGUUCGCCUCCGCGCCCUCGCAACGUCUCUUUUCUGCGGAAAAAAUGGCGAGCGCCGAGUUCUCUUCCCCCGCGCCCUACACGCCCGCGCCGCUAGCGGAGACGGUGCCGACAAGCUCCAAGCAGCCGAUCCCCGUCAGCGGCUGCGGGUCCUGCCGCACGCGACUCGCGGCGCUUCUCGAUGGCGGCGACGUGUCCAUCGAGAAGUUCGUCGGGCGAGAGACGCCGGUGACGGUCUGCGGCUGGAGCAGAUCUGUCCGCAAGCAGGGCGGCGGCAACCUCUGCUUCGUCGUGCUUAGCGACGGGAGCACCUCGAGCAACCUGCAAGUCGUCGUCGAGGCCUCGAUCGGCGGAGACUUCCAGCAGCUCCUGAAGUGCGGCGCUGGAUGCUCCUUCAGAUUCACAGGAGACGUCGUCAAGAGCCCUGCCAAAGGCCAGGCCGUCGAACUCGCUGUCAAAGACCCCAGCAAAGGUCACUCCUUCGAGAUCAUCGGCAUGACGGAUGCAGCCAAGUAUCCGCUGGCGAAGAAGGAACACACGCGCGAGUAUCUGCGCGAGAUUGCGCACCUGCGCCCGCGUUCGUACCUGAUUGGCGCGGUGACGCGCGUGCGUUCCAACCUGGCGAUGGCGACGCAUCGCUUCUUCCAGGACCGCGGCUUCCUCUACAUCCACACGCCGCUCAUCACGGCCUCCGAUUGCGAGGGUGCGGGCGAGAUGUUCCAGGUGACGACGGUGCUUCCCCCGCCACACGCGCCCUCUGAGAAGAAGGAGGCUGGCGAGGGCGCGAACGGCGAGGCGGCGGCCGCGGCCUCGCUCGUGCCGCUGACCAAGGACAAGAAGGGCGUCGACUAUUCGAAGGACUUCUUCGGCAGACCCGCCUUCCUGACUGUCUCUGGGCAGCUCGCCGUCGAGCCCUACUGCUGCGCGCUCUCCGACGUCUACACCUUCGGUCCCACCUUCCGCGCGGAGAACUCGCACACCUCGCGCCACCUCGCCGAGUUCUGGAUGGUGGAGCCCGAAAUCGCCUUCGCCACCCUCGAAGACAACAUGGUCGUCGCAGAGGCAUACGUCCGCUUCUGCGUCCAGUGGGUCCUCGACAACUGUCGGGCCGACAUCGAGUGGUUCGCGAAGAACCAGGAAGAGGGUCUGAUUCAGCGCCUGGAGAACAUUCUGGCGGAGCCGUUCGCGCGCGUGAGCUACACGGAGGCGAUUGAGUUGCUGAAGGCCGCGGAGGCGACGGCGCAGUUCAAGGAGAAGGUCGAGUGGGGUAUGGACAUGGGCAGCGAGCACGAGCGGUAUCUGACGGAGCAGAUUUUCAAGAAGCCGUGCAUCGUGUACAACUACCCGAAGGACAUCAAGGCCUUCUACAUGAAGCUGAACGACGACGGAAAGACGGUCCGCGCCAUGGACGUCUUGGUGCCCAAGAUCGGCGAGCUGGUCGGGGGGUCCCAGAGGGAGGACGACCGCGACCGCUUGGAUAAGAUGAUCAAGGAGAAAAACCUGGACAUCGAGUCCUACUGGUGGUACAGGGAGCUGCGCGAGUACGGCACCAUGCCCCAUGCCGGCUUCGGGCUCGGCUUCGAGCGCCUCGUCAUGCUUGUGACUGGCAUCGAAAACAUCCGCGACACCAUCCCCUAUCCGCGGUACCCGGGUCACGCUGAGUUCUAA